Molecule: messenger RNA, 2790 nt
Organism: Scatophagus argus
Lineage: Eukaryota; Metazoa; Chordata; Actinopteri; Scatophagidae
Product: 5,6-dihydroxyindole-2-carboxylic acid oxidase-like
Exons: 8
Coding region: 100-1683 (527 amino acids)
Biological process (GO): melanosome organization; melanocyte differentiation
Cellular component (GO): melanosome
Molecular function (GO): oxidoreductase activity
Source: RefSeq, a predicted model, not a curated record
CUAAUCAAAGAAUUUGCUUUCAACCCAACUCCUUCACAGUGAGGCAUGUAAACAAAGAGUGCUCGCGCUGGAGGGGUGAUCGGAGAGGAAUUUCAAUGAAUGUCGCACAGGCACUUCAUAAAAAAGUGUUGCUUUUUGGUGCUUGUGGGCGCGGUGGUCGUGAGCGCCCAGUUCCCCAGAGAGUGCGUGACGCCCGAAGGACUCAGGAGUGGACAGUGCUGUCCGUCGCCCCCCGGCCUCGACAAUGAUCCUUGUGGCUCCAGCACGGGGCGCGGACAGUGCGUAUCCAUCGUGGUGGACGCGCGCCCGCACGGCCCUCAGUACCCGCACGACGGACGCGAUGAUCGGGAAAGGUGGCCCAUCCGUUUCUUCAACCGUACCUGUCAGUGUAACGGAAACUUCAGCGGCUACAACUGCGGACGUUGCAAACACGGAUGGACUGGGGCCAACUGUGACCAGCGAGUUAAUGUUGUAAGGAGAAACGUGAUGCAGCUCAGCGCGGAUGAGAAGCGUGCGUUCGUGAACGCGCUUGACCGGGCAAAGCGCACGGUGCACCCUGACCUGGUGAUCGCCACGCGGCGCUAUGCGGAGAUCUUCGGGCCCGACGGGAACACCGUGCAGUUUGAGAACAUCACCAUCUACAAUUACUUCGUGUGGUCCCACUACUUGUCGGUCAGCAAGACGUUCCUGGGUACGGGCCAGGCCAGUUUCGGCGGGGUGGACUUCUCACACGAGGGGCCCGGUUUCCUCACUUGGCACAGAUACCACCUGUUGCAGCUGGAGCGAGACAUGCAGGACAUGCUGCAGGACCCCUCCUUCGCCCUGCCCUACUGGAACUUCGCCAUCGGUGGAAGCACAUGUGACAUCUGCACAGAUGACCUGAUGGGAGCCAGGAGCAGCUUUGACGUGAAUUCCCUGAGCCCCAACACUGUCUUCUCUCAGUGGAGGGUCAUCUGUGAGAACGUGGAGGACUAUGACACACUGGGAACCAUCUGCAACAGCACUGAGACUUCUCCCAUCAGAAGGAACCCAGCAGGAAACGUCAACAGACCGAUGGUCCAGCGUCUCCCAGAGCCUCAGGACGUGGCGGACUGUCUGCAGGUUAACACUUUUGACACGCCGCCCUACUACUCCACCUCCUCUGAAAGCUUCAGAAACACAAUUGAAGGCUACAGCGCCCCCCAGGGGAACUAUGACCCCGUGGUGAGGAGCCUCCACAACCUGGCCCAUCUGUUCCUCAAUGGCACAGGAGGACAGACUCACCUCUCACCCAAUGACCCCAUCUUCGUCCUGCUCCACACCUACACUGACGCUAUAUUUGAUGAAUGGUUGAGGAGACACAGCCCAGAUCUGGCCAUGUAUCCUGAAGAAAAUGCUCCCAUUGGUCACAACAGAGGCUACAAUAUGGUGCCUUUCUGGCCUCCAGUGACUAAUGCCGAGAUGUUCGUGACUGCCCCUGAAAAUCUCGGUUACUCUUACGAAGCUGAAUGGCCAGGUCAACCUUUCACUCUGACUGAAAUCAUCACCAUGGCGAUAGUCGCUGCCCUUGUCGUCGUCGCGGUCAUUUUUGCAGCCACCACAUGUGUCGUGCGUGCCAGGUCUUACCAGAUGGAGGGCCACCAGCCUCUGCUUGGGGAUCAGUACCAGCGCUACGACGAUGACAAAAGCCAAUCUGUCGUCUAAGGUCGCUGCUCGAAACACCAGCCACACACACACGUGCCUCUUCUCAAAUAAGCAGUCUCAUAGGCCCGAAUCUUUUCUCUCUGGAGUGCAUGUGUCGAUUCCUGAAUGCUACAGCAUGACAGGAAGUUGUUUUUUUUUUGGCUGCAGUCAUGUCCCUUUAUCAGCUGGUGUAGCUCAUUUGUCUCUACAGAAAGUACAGAUGCGCCCAAUUUUAAAUAUUACCAAAAUGAAAAUAAGGCACUCAUUUAAGAUGCAUUUCUGUCAUGGAAAGGUCAAGGUAUAGGCAGUAGUUUUUAAAGAGCGUGGGUUUGCAAAGACUGCAAAGAUCCAAUCCUUACAUUUUUUUUUUUGCAGAAUUUAAGAAAAUUUGAAAGGGGAAAAUAAAGAAUGAUCUCAUAAAGUGAACAACUGGAAGUGACCGCAGGGCUUCAGUAUGUCGUGUCAGUAUGUAGUUUUAGUGUUGGAUGUUUCCCUUAAGAGAGGAUUUGUACAGAAUCUGCUGUGGAUACAGAAGGUUGUGUAACUUUCUGAACACACGUCAUAAUACUGGCAAAAUAAUUCAGAUAUACAGUCACAGAUCUAUAACUUCUGAAAUGUUUAGAGCUUAUAAAACUUUCUCUGUGUGUCCUACUUAACUUUUCGUUGCAAAAUGGUAUAAAAGUGAAGUGUUCUUACAGAAAACGCUGCCCAUGUCGAGGAGCCAUAAUGCCCACAAGGGGGUGCAAUAGUUCAAUUUCUGAAACUGUAUUCGUCAGGAGAGACAUGCUUUGGGGUUUUAUUGUUUUUCUUUUUUUUAAUGGCGUAUGAAGUCAAGUUGAUCAUCGUGACCCGAAAAGAAUGAAGAGGUGAAGAAGAAGAAAAAAGCAGGAGUACUGAUUCAGAAGAAAUGUCGCGAAAAUUUCAGUUUCAUCAUGCUGUAAACCUGAGUACUCCACUGUGUACUCCCACAAUAUGCACUUCUCUUCCUUUGCCUGUCUUUCUUUUUAAGAGAAAUUUCUGUGAAAAGGUCAUGAAUGCUACUCUGUUGUUACAUUUAUACUAUUGCUAAACUGUUGUUGGAUCUGGGCACACGCCAAAUUAUUUAAAUGAUUAAAUUUUACACGCCAA